AAUUUUGCAAGGCGCGACGACGCUAUACGGGCCCGUUCGCGCGGCAGCACAAUUCGCUGUCAUACAUUCGACCCUCUACUGUUGCACCGUGCAUCGCUGCACUCUCGGCGUUGCGUGGAGCGAGUCCUGCUGCCCUGCUGCAUUGGACAGCUUGUCGCUGUCUACAAAAGCCGCCGUGCGAACAAAAGCAGCGACUGUCUGCAAAAAAAGCCGCCGCGUGCGAAUAAAGGCAGGAAAGAUGUCCGCCCACGACUUCCGCACGUGGCAGACCGCCGGCGAGGACAACAAGGCCAGCGCGCAGAGCAACAAGCGCGCCGUGGACUCGGACAAGGGCCCGUACGCGCCGCCGCCCCCGGCACAGGAGCAACCUUUGAUGUACCUCCCCGGCGCCGACGACCCCUUCGACCCCGAGGAGUGCAAGGCGCGAGCGCUGGGCCUCAUGGCGCACUUCCGGGGGACGCCCCUCGAGAAGCCGAUGAGGCUCGACGAGAUCCGCGCGAAGCUCGGGCAGAAGCCGCCGAGUGAGGACUACAUGGAUAUGGAGUUCGAUGCGGGGGCGCCAGCACCUGCACAAAAGGCGGACGACGAGGCAUCGAGGCGACAGCGCGGCCUCGAGACGCCCCUCGACGCGUCGAACAAGGGCUUCGAGAUGCUCCGGAAGAUGGGUUAUGAAGGAGGCGGCCUCGGCAGGGACGGCGCCGGCAUCGAGGCGCCGUUAGCGACAGAAACAAGGAAGCCGCGCGACACGCAGGGCGUCGGCAUCCCGCAGGCGGCGCGGCGCGCGCAGCUCUCCUGGGAGGCCGCGCGGCGCCACGUCGAACAACGGGAGCGGGCGGACUUCGCGCAGCACAACCAGCGCCGGUUCUCGGACCGCGCGUGCCUGAAGGCGUCGCGGCGCGCGCGCUCGGCCUGCCGGGACCUCGACGAGCGCCAGGGGCUGCGGUGGACGCCCAUCUGGCCGAGCGACGAGGCGCACCCGCAGCGGUCCUUCGCCGACGCGUCCGGCGCCGUCUACGCGCAGCCCGGCACCUACCUGGAGACGGGCCAGAACGACGGCAUCGGCGGCCUCGACGAGGAGGCGCCGGAGGUCGCGCUGCGCACGGCCGUCGCCUACCUCCGCGACUGCCACGGCUACUGCCUCGUGCACGGGUGCACGCUCGACGACGGCUCGCCGGACCUCGAGGCCGAGCUCGCGGAGCUCGUCGACGACGCCGAGGACUAAGUCAUGUUACAUU
Pelagomonas calceolata is the source of this 1235-nucleotide messenger RNA. The record is from the annotation of a GenBank genome assembly. NCBI's taxonomy places the organism in Eukaryota, Pelagophyceae, Pelagomonadales, Pelagomonadaceae.